Molecule: messenger RNA, 1232 nt
Organism: Mucor mucedo
Lineage: Eukaryota; Fungi; Mucoromycota; Mucoromycetes; Mucorales; Mucoraceae
Exons: 6
Coding region: 99-1232 (377 amino acids)
Source: RefSeq, a predicted model, not a curated record
AUCGAGGUUGGUAUAGAGGACUUGUGUUUGCCAUAUAACAGAAGCGUUAGUCAUUUGUUAUAUAUAAUCAAUUUUCGUAAAUCAUUUGCCAACAGCAAAUGUUGCUUUUCGGGGACUUACAAUUCUUCAUGAGGGAUAGCAAACACAUGACACCUGGAGAUAUCAUGAAAACGAGCCAUUCACAUGAAGUCAGAGUCAGUGAAGUCAGCGUUGAUGUAGAAAGGACUGCUUAUUCUGAUAUAAAUUUAUUUCAGAAAAAUUGUAAUCCUUUGAUAAUUGGUAAGGGUAUAUUUUAUGUUCAGAACAGUAUUAAGCCACAGUGUCAAUUGUCAUCAAAUUCCAGCGAGGCUUGGGCUGACACAAGGGACAGCGUGUCCAAGCUUAGGCAGGCACAAAGUCCAGCGUGUCCGUUGGCCUACAACGUUGGCAUAUUCGGCGGUGUGGUGGAAACGUCAAAAGUUCACUUCAAUGAGUCCACAAAAUUGUUUCAAGACUGUGAUUUUAACAUUAGCCGGUCCUUAGCAACCGAAAACUCGUAUAAGCCCAACAAAGGAAAACUCUCAAAGCUUAUGAUAGAUGACGAUCACGAACAUGGCCGCCGUAUUGUAAAGUCAUGCUUGGGAGCUAUUGAAACUCCCAAAAGAAGUUGUUAUUAUUUUAUGGAAAGGCAACCAGACCUCUUAACGGGGAGGUUGCUAUCAGACAAAGUAAUUGUCAUCACUGUGAGACGCUUUUUGAACUGGAUUAAAUGUGAUGUAAAAGUAGACAUCAAUCCAAUUCUUGGAAAUAAAGAACGUGCUAAGAUGGAGCUGAAAAAGUCAAGAAUUAUACAGGGACUUGAAAGCAAAAGCAACGGCGACUUUUUCGAAGAGUUCAAUAAAAUCAAAAUUGACUUUCCUAACUUUAUAAUAUUUUCCUCUCCUGAAAUGACAAAAUGUAAGUUGCCUUUUGACAAGCAUCCCACAAUCACGGAUUUUACUUACAAAGCGGUGUCUUCCGGUUAUUAUCUGGCCUCAUCAGUUAUCUACGUCGAAAAAAUAAAAAAGUAUAGUGUUUUUUCAAGCUGUCAUUACUUACCAAACUGCAGAAAUUUUGCCUUCUACUUCAAAGCGUUGUUUAAGAAGUGUGCAAUCAAUCCAAAGUUUUUCUUUUAUAUAAUUUUAGAUUUCUCUAAAACUGAGCAACGAGGCUUUCAACAAGCCUGUAAAGAGCAUUUCAACACGGACGAUUAA